This is a messenger RNA of Penicillium alfredii, 4221 nucleotides long. Its product is annotated as chromatin-binding exonuclease XRN1. The transcript is spliced from 2 exons. Gene Ontology annotation, molecular function: RNA binding; 5'-3' RNA exonuclease activity. The record is from RefSeq and is a predicted model, not a curated record. Gene Ontology annotation, cellular component: nucleus. Bases 1 to 4221 code for a protein of 1406 amino acids. Gene Ontology annotation, biological process: nuclear-transcribed mRNA catabolic process; rRNA catabolic process. NCBI's taxonomy places the organism in Eukaryota, Fungi, Ascomycota, Eurotiomycetes, Eurotiales, Aspergillaceae.
AUGGGUGUUCCGAAAUUCUUCCGUUGGCUGAGUGAGCGGUAUCCGGCGAUCUCGAUGUUGAUCGCAGAAAGCCGGAUCCCCGAGUUUGACAGCCUAUACCUGGAUAUGAACGGCAUUAUUCAUAACUGUACACAUAAAGACAGUGAUUCCCCAACGUUUCGCAUGACUGAGGAACAGAUGUUCAUUGCCAUUUUCAACUAUAUCGAGCAUUUGUUUGGCAAGAUCAAGCCGAAGCAGUUGUUCUUUAUGGCAGUGGAUGGAGUCGCACCUCGCGCAAAAAUGAACCAGCAGCGCGCACGCCGAUUCCGGACAGCCCUCGACGCUGAGAAUGCGAAGGAGAAGGCUAUCCAGCAGGGACUCGAGAUGCCCAAGGAAGACGCCUUUGACAGCAACUGCAUUACCCCGGGUACCGAGUUCAUGGCCAAGUUGACGCAACAACUGAAAUACUUCAUCAACAAGAAGAUUUCAGAGGACACCGAUUGGCAGGGCGUAGAAAUCGUUCUGUCGGGCCAUGAGGUUCCCGGAGAAGGAGAGCACAAGAUCAUGGAAUACAUCCGGCGCGCAAAAGCGCAACCUGACUACCACCCAAAUGUCCGCCACUGUCUCUACGGCUUGGACGCCGAUCUCAUCAUGCUGGGUCUCCUCAGCCACGACCCCCACUUCUGUCUUCUCCGAGAGGAGGUGACGUUUGGUCGCCAAGUACAGAAAAAGCCCAAAGAGCUUGAACAUCAGAACUUCUACCUCUUGCACCUGAGUAUGGUUCGGGAGUAUCUGGAAUUGGAGUUCCAAGAAUUGGAACAAGAAGGGGCCCUGGACUUCCAGUUCGAUAUGGAACGUGUGAUUGACGAUUUCAUUCUUAUGGCCUUUUUUGUUGGCAACGAUUUCUUGCCCAACUUGCCCAACCUUCACAUCAACGAGGGCGCCCUUGCGCUCAUGUUCAAAAUUUACAAGGAGACGCUGCCGAAAAUGGGUGGCUACAUCAAUGAACAGGGCGUGAUCAACCUGCAACGCCUGGGGAUGCUCGUGGAUGCCCUAAGCCACGUCGAAUACCGGUUCUUUGAGGCGGAAUAUUCGGAUGCCCAGUGGAUCAAGUCCAAGAAAAAUGGAAACGAUGGCACUCUGGAGCUGCAGCAGAGGCCGAAAGAGCUGACGCUCACUCCUGCCCAGAAGGAAAUCCUCAAGAUGAUCAAGAAGUACGUGUUGAACCGACCUGGGAAGGCAUCUGAACCGAAGCCGUUGGACUUCCCUCCGACGCUUCCUGCUCGCGAUCGCAGCUUCGUGGAGCAACUUGCCGAUGAGCUUCGACUGCCUUGGUCUACUACGGAGAACGAGAAUGGUGAUCGAUUCAUGAGACUCGAACUGCCUCAGACACAGAGCAACGAUGAUGACGACGAUGAUGACGAGGACGAGGAAGCAUCGAUGGCUGUUCAGCGUAUCAUCCGAAAGUAUGAGAAAGCGAAGGUCCAAGAGAUGACUCCCGAGGAGGCCCAGCAGGCUGCGGAGCAAAAGUAUGAAACCAAAUUCCAAGAGUGGAAAGAUAACUACUAUCGAUCCAAAUUUGGAUGGGGCCUUGACAACCAGGAGGAGAUGAGGAAGUUGACCGAGAACUACGUGCAAGGCUUGCAGUGGGUUUUGUUCUAUUACUACCGCGGCAUCGCGUCGUGGCCUUGGUUCUUCAACUACCACUAUGCUCCCAUGAUAUCUGAUGUGAUAAAAGGACUUGGCGCAGACAUGAAUUUCCAGUUGGGUCAGCCUUUCCGGCCUUAUGAUCAAUUGAUGGGUGUUUUGCCGGAUCGCAGCAAAAAGAUCGUCCCUCCCGCGUAUUGGGAUUUAAUGACCUCACCUGAAUCCCCCAUUAUUGAUUUCUAUCCCCGCGAUUUCGACCUUGACAUGAACGGGAAGAAGAUGGAAUGGGAGGCCGUUGUGAAAAUCCCGUUCAUUGACGAAAAGCGGUUGCUGGAUGCGCUCAAAACCAAAAAUCAGCUGCUGAGUCCUGACGAGAAAGCUAGAAAUGACUUUGGAGUCAGCUUGAAGUUCACCUAUUCCCCCGAUGUGCAGUUUGUCUACCCUUCCUCGAUGCCGGGAGUGUUCCCCGACCUUCCAAACUGCCAUUGCGUUGAAAAUGUGUUCGACCUUCCCACGAUGGAUGGUUUGGAGCCUUAUGCAGGGUUGAUGGAGGGUGUGCAUUUGGGUGACGCGGCGUUGGCCGGAUUUCCAAGUGUGAAGUUCCUGCCGCAUGUCGGCCAGUUGGGAUUCCACGGCGUCUGUGUAUUCCAGCAGGAAAGCCGAAACGAAAGCCAGGUCAUCACGCUCCUUGACCCGGGAAGUCGUUCAAAUAUUGAAUUGGCCAAGACCAAACUUGGACAGCGAGUCCAUGUUGGAUACCCGUUCCUGCAGGAAGCACUCGUGAUCCGUGUCUCGGAUGAACUUUUUGACUACAUCCUUCCCCCUGGGGAGCAACAUGUUGUCUCCAUCCCCCAUACUCCUCAACAGAUCGAGCAGUGGAAAAAGAAAGCAACCAAGAUUGAAAGUACUUACAGCAAGCGACUGGGAAUGAUUGUCGGGGAGGUUGAAUCCAUGGUCCACAUCCAGCUGCUCAAGGGCAUGAUCAAGACCGACGAUGGUUCCACUAUCAAGGAAUUUGCCGAUAUGCCUGGGCAGGAGACCGACUAUGCUCUUCAGGUGGUGGUUGAUGAUGUGGUCAACCCGGAUGAGCGUUUUAUUGAGCGGGAAGCCCUGCCCAUCGAGGAGGAGUUCCCGGAGGGCUCGCGUGGUUUCUUCCUGGGCGACUUCAACUAUGGAAGACCGGUACAUAUUACUGGCCACGACGAAGGGAAGGUGAAUGGAUUGAUCGCGGCCGUGAAAGGCCGAGAGCCAGACUUCGCCAAGGACCGCGUCCGGGAGACCGAAAGAUAUUGCCCUUACAUGCCAUCGUAUGCAAUCGCGCGCAGUCUUCGUUUGAAUCCCCUGGUCCUGGCCAAGAUUACGUCUUCGUUCACUGUUGACGUCGAAGGCCAACGCGUGAACUUGGGUCUCAACCUGAAGUUCGAAGCGCGCAAGCAAAAGGUCCUUGGAUACUCUCGUCGUGGCGAUUCUGGCUGGGAGUUCAGCCAGAAAGCCAUGGAUCUUAUUCAACAGUACAUGAUUAACUUCCCCGAGUUCAUCGCGGGCAUCCAACGCAACCCCCAGGGAGACCGCUAUCGCCCAACUGACUUUUACCCGGAAGAGGUCGCUCAGUUGAAGGUGAAGGAAAUUCGGGAUUGGCUCAAGUCUAUCGAGGCUAAGAACUUCGAGAGAGUGCCCCUUGACGCUGAGCAACUUGAUUCCGAUGUUGUUAAAAUGAUCGAGCAAGAUGCCGAUCGCCUCAACUUGGCUCAGCCGCAGAUGCAACCGAAGAAGGUGCGCGGCGUCCCGCGGAGUGCUCUGCUUCGCCCGGCCGAUGUUGAACACCGUCUUGGCAAUCAAACCUUCAAACUCGGAGAUCGGGUGGUCUACGCCCAAGACUCGGGCAAGGUACCAAUCGCCACUCGUGGGACUGUGGUUGGUCUCACACGUACCUCGCGGACAGUCCUACUCGAUGUGGUGUUCGAUGUGUCGUUCAUGAGUGGCACCACACUGGGUGACCGCUGCUCGCCGUUCCGCGGACAGACCGUCCUUGUGUCAUCCGUUCUGAACCUCUCUCACCGCCAGCUGCUUGCAAGCUCUCGGGCCGCAACCAGCCAGCAAACCCAGCAGUGCCCGACGCCGCUGACCGUUGCCGGGUAUGGUGCCCCUCUGGGACCCAACGGACAGGGUCAGCUGAAAAACGCCCCAGCCCCUCCGCCCCUGCGCGGCCCCUUCCGAGGCGCCAUUGCUGGACAAAACAACGGGCCUUCUCGUGGCGGUCGGGGUGGAUUGAGCAACGGCCAAUCGACUACUCUGCCCUUCAGAACCCAAGCCAACGGCGGUCCUCCGCGAGGUCCUCGUGGUCGUGAUGGCACCAAUGGCACCCGAGGCGGCCGAGGACAACCCUACACCCGAGGUGGCUAUGUGGCAGUUGAGAAUGGCGAUCCGGCUGAGGGCGUUGUUCAGCACAACCCGAACUUCCGAGCGCAGAACUAUUCUCAAGUUCCGCCUCCGCAAGGACUUGACCAACGGCGCGGUCGUGGCCGGGGCCGUGGAAACGGAAAUGGAUACCGUGGCAGGGGUCGCGGACGCGGCGUACCUGUGAAUGGUCAGUGA